Daucus carota subsp. sativus is the source of this 1036-nucleotide messenger RNA. RefSeq lists its product as uncharacterized. The transcript is spliced from 3 exons. Lineage: Eukaryota; Viridiplantae; Streptophyta; Magnoliopsida; Apiales; Apiaceae. Bases 407 to 1036 code for a protein of 209 amino acids. The record is from RefSeq and is a predicted model, not a curated record.
UUUCUACUUCUUUCAUUUUCAAUAUCAUGCCUAAUUAAUUUCAUUUUUUUAACAGGAUUCGUUACUCGAAAAGCAGCAAAAUGGUGAAUUCAAGCCGGAUGGAACUAAGGAUGUGCUCACCACUGUAUUGGAAACUCCCGAGCAUGCGGGAAGGGUUCGUGGGGUUGGAAACUUCAUACCUCCAACUGUGUACUUCGACUUGCCGAAAAAGUCGAGGAAUCACAUUACCAAAGAGCAAUUUCAUAAUCUUGAGUUGCAAAUUGCUGAGUUGAAAGCUUUGAUUGUUGGGGGCAAUUAUCAAAAUUCACCAAUUCAUCAAAAUUCCGAGAAAGCAAGUUGUCCAGGGGCGGUGAAAGAACAAGAACAAGAACAAAAGACCAGAAAGCAACCUGUUGCAAAAAAACUGAUGGCAGAUGAAUUGAUGACCGAUGAGGAUAAAGAGGGUGCUGAUUUGGUUAUUAUUCCUCCUCCUGGUCCUCCGGAACAAAAGGGUCCUCGCAAAUAUGAACUGGCAGUGGACAACAUCGAUAAUAAGGUAGCUUUUGGUGUUGUUUUUGAUGAGGAAGAUGGAUUGAGUACAUCGGUUCAUGGAGUGCCUCUACAACCAGGAUUUGUUCGUGUUAGUGUGGACGGAAGCAUUCAGGACGAUGCUUUGGUGCCUGUUCCUGUAAUUGGUGAGAUAGAAACCGUCCACCAAGCCAUCGGUUCUCAUUUAGCAUGGCCCAAAGACAUGAUCAGCUACAUCUCCAGUACUGGAUCGGAGAGAAUUAAAAAGGUGCGGAAGAUGACUGAGGUCGAGAGAGUGCAUAAAGCAUUUAAUUCUGUGAAGCCAAAGGACAGUGUGCCUCCUCGUUUUAGGGUGUUGUACAAAUUUGCAUCGACAGUCAUGAAGGAAAGUGGAAACUCAAUACCGGUUCCAUGUGAUUUUGAAAUUUUUGGAAUUGAACGAACGAUUUAUCUACUUGAAGAGAAUGUACUUGCAUUGCUAGAGUUUAGAAUGAUUGGACAGUCUGCUAUAUCAACAUACAUGGCGUAA